Molecule: messenger RNA, 1097 nt
Organism: Brachypodium distachyon (stiff brome)
Lineage: Eukaryota; Viridiplantae; Streptophyta; Magnoliopsida; Poales; Poaceae
Product: phosducin-like protein 3
Exons: 4
Coding region: 89-844 (251 amino acids)
Biological process (GO): protein folding
Cellular component (GO): cytoplasm
Source: RefSeq, a predicted model, not a curated record
GGCCCACCCGUCAGCCGAGCUCCUUCUCUUCUCUUCUUCUUUCGCCCCUCUCCCCCUUCUCUUUCCCUGAUCUCUCGCGUGCGCGGCCAUGGCGGACUACCACUUCGUGUACAAGGACGUGGAGGGAGCGAGCACGCAGUGGGACGACAUCCAGCGCCGCCUCGGGAACCUGCCCGCGAAGCCGGAGCCCUUCAAGCCGCCGGCCUUCGCCCCCAAGGUCGACGCCGAUGAGCAGCCCAAGUCCAAGGAAUGGCUCGACGCGCGCGAACCCGACGAGCUUGAGGAGCUCGAGGACGACCUGGAAGAUGACCGCUUCCUCGAGCAGUACAGGAGGAUGAGGCUUGCGGAGCUCAGGGAGGCAGCAAAAACCGCGAGGUUUGGCACGAUAGUGCCGAUCACCGGCUCCGAUUUCGUGCGUGAGGUGUCUCAGGCUCCACCGGAUGUCUGGGUUGUUGUCUUCCUCUAUAAGGAUGGGAUACCAGAAUGUGGAUUGCUUCAGACUUGCCUGGAGGAAUUGGCGACAAAAUACGCAGAAACCAAGUUUGUUAAAAUCAUUUCCACGGACUGCAUCCCCAACUACCCUGAUAGGAAUGUUCCUACAAUACUGGUGUAUAACAACAGUGCUGUCAAAGGGACUUAUGUCGGGCUGCAGAAGUUCGGUGGAAAGAAAUGCACACCUGAAUCGGUCGCAUUGGCGCUUUGCCAGUCGGAUCCAGUACUGAAUGAUGGACAGGGUGGCAGCGAUUCAUCGCGCAACAAUGUCAUAGAAGGCGUUCGCAGGAAGUUCAUAGAGAAGGUUGUGGCCCAGCAUGAAGCACGUGAAGACGAAGAUGACAGCGACUAAACUUACUCUCCCUGCUAGUUUUUCCCUGGUUCAGUGAUCUUGUUUGGUUCCGAGGACGAUGUUUGUUGCAGUAUACUGAUCUUAUUCGGUUGUCUGUGUGUGAAAAUCUGAAAGCUGCUUUUACGAUCGUUCUGUAUAAGUUUUGUUUUGGUAGCCUGCUAUGAUCCGCGCCGUGGUAAUUGUAUCCUAGUGUUGUGGCUGAGAGAUGAUUAUGUAACUCCAAUACCUGAAUGGAAAUAAUCGUCAACCCAUA